CUGUGAACCAGGUAGUGGUUGAAACAACAUUGCACGAGCUUGCAGUAGACUGCCCUCGCAGUUGUAGUUGCGUUUUCCGCUCCAGACAGCAUUCAUCAUGGAAGCGCCUCUGUUUCCCCGAGAGUCGGGCAAGUUCGUGGCGGAGCGGAGUCGGGAUGUAUUUGUGGAGGACGAAGGGGUGCAGAAGGCGGCAGAGAUGCUCUUCAGACUCCGACACAGUGACGACCUGACUGCCAGUGGCUGGAAGAAGGCAAACCCACUGGCCCCAGCGCCCACAUCUGACCAGGCAUUGAACUGGGUGUUUGUGGUAGACACCAUGAACUUCUCCUUUUGGCCAGAGACAGAAACUCAACAGUGUGAGGUGACCUACAAAGGGACGACAUACACCGGCUACAUGACACUAUGUGCUGCCAUCACCAGGGCCAUGGAAGAAGGUGUACCCAUUACUGAUCCAAAGUACUUCUCUCAGAUGAGCGUGGAGGAGCUGGGACGUGUCCUUCGAUCAGACAAUGAAACACCCAUGCCGAUGCUUCAGGAACGCCACCAGGUGCUGACUGAAGGCGGCCGCGUGCUGCUGGAAAAUGGCGGGAGCUUCCGUAGUCUUAUCGAACAAGCCGGAAACGACGCCCGGAAGAUGGUGGAGCUCAUUGUGGAGAAGAUCCCUUCGUACAGGGACGAAGCCACGUACGAGGAAAAACGAAUCUCAUUCUACAAACGGGCCCAGAUCCUGGUGGCAGAUUUCUGGGGCGUCAUGGAGGCCAGAGGACAGGGAGACAUCAUUAACAUGGACUGGCUCACCAUGUUUGCUGACUACAGGGUUCCUCAGGCGCUUGUCUAUUUAGGAGCACUGCGAUACUCUGACACACUGAUGCAGGCAUUGAAAAGCGGUGAGCUGCUGCGUUCAGGGGACCGGAGAGAGGUUGAGAUCCGAGGUUGUUCGAUAUGGGCCGUGGAGCAGAUUAAAGACCGUCUCUGCAAGAUGGUGCAGGAGAGAGACGGACAGACCUGCGCUGUCAACUCCGCAAUUAUCGACUUCUACCUGUGGCCUUACGCCAAGCAGCAUCACAAAGAGAUGGCUCACAUUCCCAUACACCACACACGCUGUAUUUACUACUGACGAGGUGUCUGGCAGCUGCACGUAUAGUAGUCUGCUCCUCACGUUGUACAGGCUUGGCAUCUGUGCCAUUCUCUGGGAUAACACCAAACACGUCUCUUUCCCAGAUACAUGUACAAACAGACUUCACUUUGACUGUAAUGCAAACAAGUGUCAAGAUUUAAUAAAGCAUCUCUGGUUACUGUAUAUCAGUUAAAUAUUUACUGUUGGUCACAUGAAACAUUUCUAACAAACCUUUCUUUGUAUGCUAUGCAAUGUAAACUAUGUAAACAUGCACAUCUAGAAGGGAUGUGAACUUGAAAUAGCACUGGUCUGACAGAAACUACAAUAAAAUAUAUUUUUUGGA
Molecule: messenger RNA, 1460 nt
Organism: Mugil cephalus (flathead mullet)
Lineage: Eukaryota; Metazoa; Chordata; Actinopteri; Mugiliformes; Mugilidae
Gene: qng1
Product: chromosome 8 C9orf64 homolog
Exons: 7
Coding region: 98-1117 (339 amino acids)
Source: RefSeq, a predicted model, not a curated record